Liolophura sinensis is the source of this 4013-nucleotide messenger RNA. RefSeq names its product ATP-dependent DNA/RNA helicase DHX36-like. The record is from RefSeq and is a predicted model, not a curated record. The transcript is spliced from 25 exons. Gene Ontology annotation, cellular component: nucleus; cytoplasm; intracellular anatomical structure. Gene Ontology annotation, molecular function: ATP binding; G-quadruplex DNA binding; G-quadruplex RNA binding. The coding region runs from base 1 to 3165 and encodes 1054 amino acids. Lineage: Eukaryota; Metazoa; Mollusca; Polyplacophora; Chitonida; Chitonidae.
AUGUUGGCAUUCAGCUUCAGGGGCUGGAGAGGUUCAAGGAGAGGGUAUACCAGGGGUCAUGACAGAGGUGAGGGGUCAGGGGGUCAUUCAGGAAGAGGUCGUGGCCAUGGGCCACCUCCAGGGCUGAAGGGAAGGGAGAUUGGUAUGUGGUACGCCAGGCGUGGGAAAGUUCGCAAGGAAGAAAAAGAACUAGCAGAGAGGCAGUUUGUCCCGCUGGAUGACCACAGGGAACAACAUAUCCGCCGACUUUUACACGAUAUUCAGACUUCAGAAUCUGUUCCUCCUCAGCCACAAAGGUCCUAUAAAGAUAUCACUUCCGACUGCAGCAAAUCAUACUCAGGCAGUUUUCCUCAAGGUACAACUAGGAGUUCAAAACCUGAGGUGGCCGAUCACAGGUCUGUCCCAGACUCCUGGUGGGAUGAUAAAGAAGACAUGGAACUAUUGGCUGAUAGUGACAAAACCCAAAGCCAGUCAAGCAUAAAGAGAGAAGAUGUGCAAACUGCAGCAAUAGAAUCACAGCACAAAGCUGAAACAUCUGAGAUGAAGACAGAAAACCAAGAAGAUGUGGACAUGGAGGCUGACUCUGAAAUCUCCAAAGUUUACAGAUUUAUCAAAGACGAAGACUUCAUACCUCUGAACACUGGUUCAGAGGAUAUAGAAAUGGACCAGUUUACUAUCACAAGAGACCCAUAUAUCGACCAGAAAUUGUUGAAGGAUAUUGAAGAAAGCCGACAGAGCUCUCGUUAUCAGAGAAUGUUGGAGUUCAGGAAAAAGCUUCCAUCAUUCUCCAUGAGAGAGAAAAUUUUGGAAGUUGUUUGUGGAAGCCAGGUAACUGUGAUCAGUGGAGAAACAGGGUGUGGGAAAACCACUCAGGUAGCACAGUUCAUUCUGGAUGAUUUCAUAGACAAGGGGAAGGGGUCUGCCUGCCAUGUUGUAUGUACCCAGCCCAGGAGAAUCAGUGCCGUCUCUGUGGCUGAGCGUGUAGCUGAUGAGAGAGCCGAAGCCUGUGGUAACAAAAACAGUGUUGGCUAUCAGAUCAGACUGGAAAGUAAGAUGCCACGAGCACAAGGCUCUAUACUGUACUGCACAACGGGUAUUCUGCUGAAGUGGCUGGAGAGUGAUCCACUGCUUCUGCGAGCAAGUCACAUUGUGCUGGAUGAGAUCCACGAGAGAGAUUUGCUGUCUGACUUCCUCAUCAUCAUUCUCAAGGACAUCCUUCCGCGGCGAUCAGACUUGAAACUUGUUCUUAUGAGCGCUACUCUGAAUGCUGAGAUGUUCUCACAAUACUUCGGUAACUGUCCCAUGCUGAACAUCCCAGGCUUUACUUAUCCUGUACAAGAGCUGUAUUUGGAAGACAUCUUGGAAGUCACCAGCUACCAACCCAACAUGGCAUCUCAACCACAACGGAGGUCAUAUAGCAGAAAGGCGAGAGAAAUGCGUCUGCAGGAAGACGAUGAGAAGAUGGAGCUUGAGGACUGGUUUUAUUCCUUAAAAGGGAAUUAUUCUUUCAGCACCCUGGAGGCAUUGAUGAACAUGGAUUACAAGAAGAUUGAUUUAGAUCUGAUCAUGACACUUAUUGAUCAUAUCUGUACACAUAAAGGGGAUGGGGCAAUCCUGAUCUUUGUUCCUGGUUGGGAUGAGAUCAGUAAACUGAAUGAUCAACUAAGCAGGAGUCCAAAAUAUUGCUCAGAUUGGUUUUGCAUCAUACCUUUACAUUCACUGAUGCCAACAGCUAAUCAGAGAAAAGUAUUUGACCGGCCGCCGCAAGGUGUAAGAAAAAUUGUCAUAGCCACGAACAUUGCUGAGACCAGUAUCACCAUCGAUGAUGUUGUCUAUGUAAUAGACUGUGGGAAAAUAAAGGUGAAGAAUUUUGUGCCGGAGUCUAACCUGACAACGCUGGAGCCUCACUGGGUAUCUGUCGCUAAUGCUCGUCAGAGGCGGGGCAGGGCAGGCAGGGUACAGCCUGGAGAGUGUUAUCACAUGUUCACCAGACUGAAACUCUCACAGAUGGAGGAAUAUCUGAAACCUGAGAUACUGAGAACCAGGCUGGAGGAAAUUUGUCUACAGAUAAAGCUAUUGAAGCUGGGUAAAAUUGAACCCUUCAUCAGUAAAGCCUUGGAACCACCAUCUAUGGAAGCUCUUCACUCUGCCCUGAUCAAUCUUGAGGAGCUGAAUGCCUUGGACCAUGAGGAGAACCUGUUACCCCUGGGGUACCACCUUGCUCGUAUGCCCGUCGACCCCCAUGUGGGCAAGAUGAUUCUGUUUGGGGCAAUGUUCUGUUGCUUGGACCCUGUAUUGACCGUGGCUGCCAGUCUGGGUUUUAAGGAUGCCUUCACGAUUCCACUGGGCAAAGAGAAGGAAGCAGAUAGAAGGAGAAAAGAGCUGUCCAAAGACAGUAAAAGUGAUCACAUCCUCCUCAUUAAUGCUUUUCAGGGUUGGGAGAGGGCGAAAUCGAGGGGGACAGAUCGCCAGUACUGCUGGGACAACUUCCUGUCAGCUAACACAUUACGAAUGCUUGGUGACAUGAAGAAACAGUUUAUGGAGCUUCUGAAGGAUUUAGGCUUUGUAAAUAGUCGUAGUCCUAAAGAAGAAACCAGCAAUAUUAACUCAGGUAAUUAUGGCCUAAUUAAGGCUGUGAUUUGUGCUGGACUCUACCCAAAUGUGGCCAAAAUCUCAAAGUCUCCCAAUCCUCAUUCUAAAGGCUUCAGACCAACACUUUUUUGUACCAAAACUGACAGAAGAGUUACUCUCCAUCCUAAAUCUGUAAAUGCCAAUGAGAAAGUGUUUGAAUCAAAAUGGUUCAUAUUUCAUCAAAAGUUGAAAACAAAUUCGAUAAACCUUCAUGACUGCUCGAUGGUAGCACCUUACCCUCUCCUGUUCUUUGGGGGUGACAUUGACAUCCGCAGGGACCGAGAACAAGACUGCGUUGCAGUGGACGACUGGAUACUGUUCAGAGCUUCACCUAGCAUAGCCAAGCUUGUCAUUGACUUAAGACGUGAACUCGACCGUGUGCUGGAAGAAAAGAUUUCUAAACCAGGCCCAACAACAUGGGAUAAAAAGACUAAAGAGGGAGCUGUGAUGAGGGCGAUUGUUGACCUGAUCUCCAUGGAGGAUGAUCUCUAUCUCCAGGGAGGGUCAAGUGGAGGGGGCGCCAACUGGAGAUAAUGAACGAGUGGUAUAUAGGCACUGGACUGUGCAGGAUUGUGACAUCUUCAGAAUAGGGCCAACGUCAGCAAAAUGUAGACAUGUAGGCUGGAAGAGUGAAUGGAAAAGCUUUAGACUGCCAGGUGGUCAAAGAAUUGAUGAAUGAAUAUGCUUCUGAUGGCUACCUUGAUUGCAGCUUUGAAAUCUGACAAGGAACUGGAGUGACAGCAGAUUAACUGGACCUUCAUAGACAGGAGUUCUGUUCCAGCUUCAGCUUUGGUGCACCUGGAUUGUCUGCUCCAGUCUAUGAUGAAUUAAACCCGAACCUACAAGUCCCAAGUUUAAUUUAGUUGCUUCUUGUUGUCCCACCAAAGGGAACCUGUAGGUUAUGGAAGGGUUAGCGUCAUCCGUCAUGCAGAAGUUGUGUUGACAACAAUUUGACUACACCUCAACCAAUUACAUGUACCUGCAGUCAUUGCCUCCUGUUGCUCUCACAAGACCAUGAAACACAGAACAGUUGGAAUGGCCUGUCAGGAUUGUGGUUAUUCAGUAUUGGUGCUGUGCAUUAUCUACGUACAUUCUAGCAGGGGGUGGAAACAGACCAAAUCGGCCAUAAACAUUUGUUUUCAUGUGCGUGAAUCAACCUUUAAUCUGGAAUGGGAUGGGCCAUGUUUGAGAGGCCCACAAAUACGAUGUUACGCCACUCACACUUCACGUUCAUAUGUUCAGUGACUGCACUGCACAGCACGUAACUCGCUGUACAACAGUCAUAUUCAACCUGCAUAUUCUUGUCUUGACAGUUUAAUACUUGUGCGGUAUUUAUUACUUCUUAGAAUACAAUAAAGCAAAUCAACACAAUAUUUAUGAAA